CAGACUAGCGUGCGAAUCAAGCGAGCUGGCCCGUGCACUUCCCCAUCGGGGCGGCACACAACGAUUUUCAACCCCGAAUCUUCGACUUUCCUUCAACAGCGCCAACGACCCUCGUCAACAACCCCCCCGUCAACUCCCCCCCACGACAACUCAAGAUGACUCACGAGUCCGUUUGGUUCAGCCGCCCCCGCAAGUACGGCAAGGGCUCCCGCGAGUGCCGUGUCUGCGCUCACCGCGCUGGUCUCAUCCGCAAGUACGGCAUGAACAUCUGCCGUCAGUGCUUCCGUGAGAAGUCCACCGACAUCGGUUUCGUCAAGGUUCGUUAA
Molecule: messenger RNA, 326 nt
Organism: Penicillium verhagenii
Lineage: Eukaryota; Fungi; Ascomycota; Eurotiomycetes; Eurotiales; Aspergillaceae
Product: 40S ribosomal protein uS14
Exons: 4
Coding region: 156-326 (56 amino acids)
Biological process (GO): translation
Cellular component (GO): cytosolic small ribosomal subunit; ribosome
Molecular function (GO): zinc ion binding; structural constituent of ribosome
Source: RefSeq, a predicted model, not a curated record